Colletotrichum acutatum is the source of this 618-nucleotide messenger RNA. RefSeq lists its product as uncharacterized. NCBI's taxonomy places the organism in Eukaryota, Fungi, Ascomycota, Sordariomycetes, Glomerellales, Glomerellaceae. The record is from RefSeq and is a predicted model, not a curated record. Bases 82 to 552 code for a protein of 156 amino acids. The transcript is spliced from 3 exons.
CGUUAGGACUUGAGACAUUGAGACAAGCAGCGUUCUCAAAAGAUUCGACACCGCAUCUCCUUUCGAACGACAACCUUUAUAAUGACUUCAACACCCGAACAGCAGUUUGCGGAACUCGCCAAGAUCGAGGGUCAUGUAGAGGAGACCACUAUCGCAAGCGUCUACGAUCAGCUGAAGCCUGUCGCUCCAGAGCUGCUAGUUGGCCAGUGGGAAGGAGGCAGUUUCAAUACGGGACAUCCCACGCAUUUGCAACUUCACAACUUCAAAUGGGCGGGUAAAGACUUCCGGUCCGUCGAUGAUGUAGACCCAAUCAUGCGAUACGAAGAAGACGGCAAACGAACAUGGUUUUCUGACUACGGCCAUGCGCGGGUUCGAGAAGUUAAGUUCAGGGGUGUUGUGACUGCAGCAAUGGUUUAUGACAAGUUCCCCAUUAUUGACGCAUUCCGUUACGUGGACGAGAACACUGUGGUUGGUGCCAUGGACAACAAGGAACUUCAGCAAUCUGGGACAUACUACUUUUACUUGAGAAGAAGGACCCAGAGCAAGGCCUAGCUAAUUAGACUAUAAAACUACUUUAUGUAGAUCAUCCUUUAGUCCGGGGCCCCGCAGACGAUCCCC